AUGAGCGAUAGCAAACCCAGCAGGCCGCACUACACUGCGUACUUGUGGGAUACUUGGGACAAAUCACCAGAGGAACGGCGAUUUUUAUUCAAGCUUGAUGCUGCUAUUCUCACUAUAGCCUCGUUGGGGUACUUUAUAAAGAAUUUGGAUCAAAUUAACAUCAAUAAUGCGUUUGUUUCUGGCAUGAAAGAAGACCUGAAUCUCAACGGAAACGAACUCAAUUAUAUGCAAACUUGCUGGACAGUAGGCUAUAUUAUUGGGCAAAUUCCAAGUACUCUUCUGUUGACGCGUAUUCGACCUUCAUUAUGGAUUCCUUCAUGUGAAGUGACCUGGUCCGUUUUGACUAUUCUCAUGGCCAAGUGCAGCAACGUGCAACAAAUAUAUGUGUUACGGUUCUUCAUCGGCCUCGCAGAGAGUACCUUUUACCCAGGUAUGCAGUAUGUCAUUGGAUCUUGGUAUCAAAAGGGCGAGCUUGGCAAGCGAUCAUGCAUAUUCCAUGCAAGCAGUGCCGUAGGAAGCAUGUUCUCCGGCUACCUCAUGGCCGCCGUCUACCAUUUCGACGGUGUGCAUGGGUUUAAAGGUUGGCAGUGGUUGUUUAUUAUAAACACUGUUAUAUCACUCCCGAUUGCGCUUUCUGGCUUCCUUUUUCUACCUGACGUGCCGGAGAUCACGCGGGCUUGGUAUUUAACUCCUGAUGAAAUUGUCCUGGCGCAGACACGCAUGCAAGCCGAUGGUCGUGCUAACCGCGCACCAUACACUAGGAAGAAAAUUGAAAAAAUCUUUUCUAGUUGGCGUAUCUACCUCUUGACCUUGUUGUACAUCUUGUACAUGAAUGGUGGUGGAGUAUCGGGGCAGCCAGCAUUUGCUAUUUGGCUAAAGCAGCAAGGCUACAGUAUAACGCAGAUUAAUACGUAUCCUACCUUGACGACAGCUGUCCAGAUUAUCACCACAAUGAUCUACGCAUGGACGUCGGAUACCAUCUUGCACGGCGAGCGAUGGCCGGCAAUCAUAUUCUCAGGUGUUAUGAUCAUCAUCGUGAACACGAGUCUGACGAUAUGGAAUAUUCCUACUGGCUGGAAAUGGGCUUGUUUCAUACUAGCCGGCUGUUCUAGUGGAAUUAGCGGACUGAUAUAUGCGUGGAUGCACGAGAUUUGCGCUGAAGACAACGAGGAGAGAGCCUUAGUGGCGGGCUCAAUGAACGAGAUAGCGAACGUGGUCCAAGCAUGGCUUCCACUGCUGAUUUGGCAGCAAGUCGAGGCACCAGAGUAUCCAAAAGGAUAUUCGGCGUCAAUAGGGAUUGCAGUAGCCAUGAUGGCCACAGCAAUGGCUAUUAGACAUUUGCAGAGAAGGGAAAUAGCUACACGGCAAUUGCUUGCUCAAUGGGCCAUCGGAACGACACAAAAGUCAUAUAACCAAGAUACAUACGACUGA
Molecule: messenger RNA, 1431 nt
Organism: Aspergillus caelatus
Lineage: Eukaryota; Fungi; Ascomycota; Eurotiomycetes; Eurotiales; Aspergillaceae
Product: major facilitator superfamily domain-containing protein
Exons: 4
Coding region: 1-1431 (476 amino acids)
Biological process (GO): transmembrane transport
Cellular component (GO): membrane
Molecular function (GO): transmembrane transporter activity
Source: RefSeq, a predicted model, not a curated record